CUGUUUCUUUCUGCAGAUGGUGCAGAUUUGGAGGAUGACCCAUCAUGUUCUUGGCCAGCAUCGUCGCCCUCCAGUAAGGAUCAGACUUCACCGGGACAUUGCGAGGACUAUGAUUUUGGAGAGGAGGAAGGAGGCCCUGGCCUGCCAUACCCAUGUCAGUUCUGUGAAAAGUCCUUCAGCCGCUUAAGCUUCCUCAAGCGCCACGAGCAGAGCCACGGUGAUAAACUCCCCUUCAGCUGUACCUUCUGCAGCCGCCUCUUUAAACACAAGCGUAGCCGAGACCGACACGUUAAGUUACAUACUGGUGAUAAAAAGUACCACUGUGGAGAGUGUGACUCUGCCUUCUCACGCAGCGAUCACCUCAAAAUCCACAUGAAAACCCACGCCUCCAACAAACCCCAUAAGUGCCCUGUGUGCAGAAGAGGUUUCCUUUCCUCCAGCUCUCUUCACGGCCACAUGCAAGUACACGAAAGGGGCAAGGAUGGCAGCUCCGGCUUUUCUAGAGCUGAUGAAUGGAAGCUAAAGGAAACUCAGAAAUGCAGUAGAUGUGAGGAAGGCUUUGAUGUUCCAGAAGAACUUCAGAGGCACAUCGCAGAGUGCCACCCUGAAUGCUCCCCAUCGGAGGAUGGAGGCCUGGGUGCCACCCUACAGUGUAUCUAUUGCCACGAGCCCUUCAGCGAUGAGGGUACCCUGCUAACCCACAUAGAUCAGGCCCACAGCAGAGAUAGAAAGGGCCACACCUGUGCUAUCUGCUCUGAACACUUCCUGUCUGUUGAGGAUCUCUACGCUCAUAUGGACAUUCACCAGCUCCCUGAAUCUAGCAACCAUAGUAACAGUCCUUCAUUGCUUACUGUGGGGUACACCUCUGUCUCAAGCACCACACCUGACUCCAACCUCUCUGUUGACAGCUCUACAAUGGUUGAGACAGCACCUCCUGUGCCCAAGACACGAGGGCGGAGAAAGAGAGCAGCUCAGAACACCCCUGACGUAGGAGGGCGGUCUUCAAAACAGUCUAAAGUUUCCUACAGUUGCAUCUACUGUAACAAGCAAGUGUUCUCAAGCUUGGCCGUGCUUCAAAUUCACCUUCGGACCAUGCAUCUGGAUAAGCCAGAACAAGCUCAUACUUGCCAAUUUUGUUUGGAAGUCCUGCCCUCAUUACUAAAUCUAAAUGAGCAUCUUAAACAAGUCCAUAAUGCAGAAGACCAUGCUGCCCUUUUAGCCAGCCUGCCUGAUGCCCUUCUUCAGUGUAACUUCUGCCCUGAGGUGUUGAGUGACCUAAACGCGCUCCAGGAACACAUCCGCUGCUCCCAUGGCUUCCCCAGUCCUGUCGCCAAGGAGAGCAAUGCCUUUUUCUGCCCUCAAUGCUUCAUGGGGUUCUUGACAGAAGCUACCUUGGAGGAGCAUGUUCGUCAGACACACUGUGAUGGGGGAAGCCUGCGUUUUGACUCUCCAUUGGCUGUAACUCCUAAGGAACCAAUAGUAGAGGUGUACUCCUGUUCAUAUUGCACCAACUCACCCAUAUUCAACAGUGUUCUAAAGCUCAACAAGCACAUCAAGGAGAAUCACAAGAACAUUCCUUUGGCCCUAAACUACAUCAACAAUGGAAAGAAAUCUCUGCGUACUCUCAGCCCUUCUUCACCAAUAUCAGUAGACCAAACUGCCUUGCUAAAACAAGGCAGCUCAGCCUCACGCACUACCAGUGAAUUCAUAUGUAACCAGUGUGGGGCCAAGUACACAAGUGUAGACCUUUUUCAAACUCACCUCAAAACCCAUUUGGAUUGCCUGCAACCUCAGCUCACGUGCCCACAGUGCAACAAAGAGUUUCCUAACCAAGAAUCCCUCCUGAAGCAUGUGACAAUUCACUUCACUAUUACCUCCACUUAUUACAUCUGUGAGAGCUGUGACAAGCAGUUCACGUCCGUGGAUGACCUGCAGAAGCACUUACUAGACAUGCAUACGUUUGUGUUCUUUCGCUGCACCCUGUGCCAGGAGGUGUUUGACUCGAAGGUCUCCACCCAACUCCACCUGGCUGUAAAACACAGCAACGAGAAGAAGGUGUAUCGCUGCACAUCCUGCAACUGGGACUUCAGGCAUGAGACAGACCUGCAGCUGCAUGUCAAACAUAGCCAUCUGGAGAACCAAGGCCGUGCUCACCGAUGCAUUUUUUGUGGUGAAUCCUUUGGUACAGAGGUGGAGCUGCAGUGUCACAUCACAACCCACAGCAAGAAGUAUAACUGUCGCUUCUGCAGUAAGGCUUUCCACGCCAUUGUUCUCUUGGAGAAACAUUUAAGAGAGAAACACUGUGUGUUUGAGGGAAAAGCUCAGAACUGUGGUGCUAACGGCUCGACUGUAAGCGGUGGGGAGGGCCAGGCUAAAGAGGAGACUGAACUGCAGAGUCUCAUAACCAACAGCCAUGGUUCAGUGGCAGCAGGAGGGUCAAUUGUGGAGUCCCACAACAGCCAUGAUGGAAGUGAGGAAGAGGUGGACACAGCAGAUCCUAUGUAUGGGUGUGACAUAUGUGGAGCAUCAUACACAAUGGAGUCACUCCUCACUAACCACCAGUUGAGAGAUCACAAUAUCCGACCUGGUGAGAGCGCAAUGAUAAAAAGGAAAGCUGAGAUGAUCAAGGGCAACCACAAGUGCAAUGUCUGUUCCCGUACCUUCUUCUCUGAGGCCGGGCUGAGAGAACACAUGCAGACCCACCUUGGGCCUGUCAAACACUACAUGUGUCCCAUCUGUGGGGAGCGCUUCCCUUCCUUGCUCACCCUGACAGAGCACAAGGUCACUCAUAGCAAGAGCUUGGACACAGGCAGCUGCCGUAUUUGUAAAAUGCCACUGCAGAGUGAGGAAGACUUUCUGGAGCACUGCCAGAUGCACCCUGACCUGAGGAACUCCCUAACAGGUUUCCGCUGUGUGGUGUGCAUGCAGACCGUCACCUCCACAUUGGAGCUCAAGAUCCAUGGUACUUUCCACAUGCAGAAGACAGGCACUAUGUCCUCCAAUCAACCCAUGGGCCGCACCAAUGCCAUCUCUCAAAACCAGCAACAGCACCAUGCCCAAAAACCUUUCAAGUGUGCCUCUUGCCUGAAAGAUUUCAGGUCUAAACAGGACCUUGUCAAGCUGGACAUAAAUGGGCUGCCUUAUGGACUAUGUGCGUCCUGCGUGACGGUAGCCGGUUCUAAAAGCUCCAGUCCUACAGUGAAUGGAGGAAGGCAGCAGCAGCAGGGGGGGGCGACCACUCCAGCUACAACCCAAGCUGCAUGGGUUCAAGCUGAGAGUCUUAGCCCUGCAGACGGGAAAGGCAAAGCUGUCUCAUCAUCUUCCUCAUCCUCCUCCACAUCUUCAUCUUCUGCAGCCAAGACACGCUGCUCCAGCUGUAAUGUGAAGUUUGAGUCUGAAGCCGAGCUUCAAAACCAUGUUCAGACGGUGCAUCGGGAACAAGCUGGGGACAGCAAUAGCGGGCUGCUCAAGACCCCCCAGGUGUCACCCAUGCCCAGAGCCAGUCCUUCCCAAACUGAAGAGAAGAAGACCUAUCAGUGCAUCAAAUGUCAGAUGGUGUUCUACAGUGAAUGGGACAUCCAAGUACACGUGGCCAACCACAUGCUGGUGGGAGAGAGACUCAUUGAUCUGGAACCAAACCGUCUCUCUGUUUGGGACACGCUUCUAGGCGCAGGUGAAUUUAAACACGCUGCUCAUGGCCUGAGCUACCGGAGGGAGGAGAUCUGCUGCCAAAAUGGACAGUGCACGCAGGCCGCCGCCCACCUGUCCAGAGGUUUCAGGGUUACGGAGGUCACAGCCACCUACCUCCCCGCCCUCUGCCUGAACUGGCAGAGGGAAAGCUCAUAA
This is a messenger RNA of Menidia menidia (Atlantic silverside), 3846 nucleotides long. The record is from the annotation of a GenBank genome assembly. Lineage: Eukaryota; Metazoa; Chordata; Actinopteri; Atheriniformes; Atherinopsidae.